AUGGCUCUCAGCCAGUUGAUCUAUGAGCUUUACUCACAUCAAUGGAUUCAAGCUGAUCAGAACAAAACAAUUGGCGUCAAUGGCAAUAAGAUUAAACGUCUGUUUGGCAAUUGUGAUUGUGGAACGAUUGGUCCAUCAAUCGAUUCGGUAUCAUCAUUUUUAUCUGAAAUUGUUGGAAAAUAUGGAUUGUUAUUUGGUUACGUAGAACCACCAGAUGGAUUUCUACGAUGUGAUGAUGAACGUUCCUAUCUUGCUAAAAAUACGAGUGGCAUUGAUGCUAAUGGUUCAUUAUCAACUUCAAGAUUAUCAUUCAUUGAUUCUAGAUUAGUGCCUCUAACACCAUCUAUCGAUUUAUGGCUCUUGAUUCCUAAGUGCAUCAGAAUUCCAUCCAAUGGUUUCUUCGAUCUACCUUCUUGUCUAGUAUAG
This is a messenger RNA of Melampsora larici-populina 98AG31, 426 nucleotides long. RefSeq lists its product as uncharacterized. Bases 1 to 426 code for a protein of 141 amino acids. Lineage: Eukaryota; Fungi; Basidiomycota; Pucciniomycetes; Pucciniales; Melampsoraceae. The transcript is spliced from 3 exons. The record is from RefSeq and is a predicted model, not a curated record.